AACCCGGCAGGCCCUGGGGAGGAGAGAAGAGGAAACUCACGCCCGGGACACGAGUUUCCUCCAGCCGUCGCCUCGUGUGCUCGUGUUGUGAUUACGAGCCCUCGCCGCAUUCACGACAAAUGCCACCGUCGCAUCCCUUCCCUCGAGCCACCAAGCCUUCAAACUUACACCUCUCCCUUGGCAUCUUUUUCCUCUUCCGCUGAUGCGCAUGUCUCGGCGCAUUCGAGAAAGCACCUCGCCCACAUUGCGCUGUAA
Colletotrichum orchidophilum is the source of this 255-nucleotide messenger RNA. RefSeq lists its product as uncharacterized. Lineage: Eukaryota; Fungi; Ascomycota; Sordariomycetes; Glomerellales; Glomerellaceae. The transcript has a single exon. The record is from RefSeq and is a predicted model, not a curated record. The annotation marks the transcript as partial.